This is a messenger RNA of Spodoptera exigua (beet armyworm), 2316 nucleotides long. Lineage: Eukaryota; Metazoa; Arthropoda; Insecta; Lepidoptera; Noctuidae. The record is from the annotation of a GenBank genome assembly.
AUGGCGGACGAAGAUGAACAAAACUCUUCGACGUCCCUGUUGGCCCCGAUUCAUGCAGGGACAGGCAGUGUGAGCUCCCAUCCCUCUAGAGACUCGAGGGAGCCUGGCGACCCGACAACUGCCACCUCUAUACUAUCCUGGUCGGCAAACGAGCUGACGGAUUACCUGAUGUAUACCUGCGGUAACUGGGCCUCCGACCACCCUCGACCUGACGCAUACCAGUCCUACGACUGGUUCCAGGACAAGCAGCUCAAGGUAUACUUCCUGGUGAGGGAUUUCCUCAACAGAAACACCAGCCACCAGCCCAAAGCUGUACAGCAAGCUAAGGAUAUGUACAAGGGAUGUAUGGAUACAGAGACAUUGGACCAUCGUGGAUUGAAACCAGUGAUAGCUACACUGGAAACGCUUGGUCUACCUCCUUACCCAACUUAUAUCAAAGCCACAGACGUUGACUACUCUGCUUACACCUUCGACUGGUUGGACACUGUCAUCAAAGUGAAGACUCAGAUCGGCAUGGACGUGCUGAUAGGUUUUGACAUCUUCACCGACCUCAAGAAUUCCACUGUCUCCAAGCUGAUGAUGGGAUCACCUGAAGUUACUAAUCCUUUUCCAAGCACUUACAGAGAAAGACAACGCCACGGUAGAAGAACACUAAAGAAUUUUAUUGACUUCUUAGAAUUGACGACAACUCGAGACAUUAUACAUAAGAUAGAACGUCAAAGUGACAAAUCUGAAGAUUUAGAUGAGAAAAUAGCUCCAAUAGAUAAAUUAUUCUAUGCAGAGCUCAUGAAAGUGUUCGUAGAAGGGUGUAAAACUAAAGAUUCUAAACUGACAGAAGAACUAAAUGAGAAUGUAAUUGCAGCAGCCAAUGAGUACGUUGAGACUAACAGUGAUAUUUCUGAGUUAGAAUUAAGUAAUUCCUCAGAAAUUGAUGAUAACGAUGAUCUGACUAUACCAGAAUACACUGUUGAUGAAAUACAAGCAUACACUGAUGCAGUCGUUGAAAACAAUAAUGGUACUGCAACACCGAUAUGGAAGAAGUAUUUGAAAGGAGUAUUCAAUGUCAGCAAUAUAGUGCUGGACUUUGAAAAGGACAAGAUUCUUGUGACCGAUGAAGAUUUGGAGUACAUGUCGCUGAUGGCCGCUUAUGUGGAUAAAACUCCACCUGUUAUUUUAGAGCUUUAUAUCUGGGUAAAGGUGGUAGAAGUUAUGUCAGUUCACACGACCACAGAGCUGCGCACUUUGUUCCAAACAGCGUACGACCAGACUCACGGUCACAAGUCUGUAACACCACGCAGCGUGCAGUGCGCCAACGCUGUCAACGACAUGCUAGGCAUGGCUGUGUCCUAUGGUAUUGCAGAUCCACAUUUCGUCAAUGUUACAAAACCGAAGAUUAUAACAAUGAUCGAUGAACUAAAGGAUUCACUAGCUCGCCUUAUCAAGCAAGCAAAAUGGAUGGAUGACAAUACAAAGAUAGCAACUUAUCAGAAAAUCAUUGAAAUGAAAUCUCUCGUAGGAUUCCCAGAUUGGCUUUUAGAAGAAGGAAAACUAGAUGAAUAUUAUGGAGGAAUAGACAUUGACGCUAAGACACAUUUAGAAAACAUAAUCAAUAUAAAUCAAGUGAAGACGAGAAAAGUUCUGAAUAAGUUCAGGGAACCAAACAAUAUUACUUGGGCCACUGAUCCUACGGAAGUUAAUGCGUAUCAUACGGUUCGAGAGAAUACAAUAACUGUCCCUAUGGUGAUGUUACAAUAUCCUUUCUUUAAUUUAGGACUCGACUCACUUAACUACGGAUCCCUGGGAACGGUUCUUGGGCAUGAAAUAACCCAUGGCUUCGAUAGCGUUGGCCGUCAUUUCGAUAAAAACGGCAAUAUGUUACCCUGGUGGUCCAACAGCACCAUCGUUUCCUUCAUUAACAUGACACGCUGCUUCAUCGACCAGUACUCCAAGUAUUAUCUGCCAGACUUAGACAAACAUGUGGACGGUAAACAGACACUGGCAGAAAAUAUAGCUGAUAACGGAGGACUGAGAGAAGCCUUGGCAGCUCUAAAGCAUCAUCUCAGAAAACGAGGACCGGAGCCGAAGCUACCAGGUUUCGAACAUAUGACACCUGAACAGCUAUUCUUCUUGUCUUAUGGUAAUCUAUGGUGUGGAGUUUCAACGAAAGAUGCUUUAAAGUCUGACCUGGAGGUCGCACAUACUCCUUAUCUGUUCAGAGCUCAGGGUGCUCUACAGAACAAUGAGGAGUUUGCCAGAGCUUUUCAUUGCCGACCAGGAUCCAAUAUGAACCCGGGAAAACGAUGCAUCAUAUUUUGA